GAUCGUUAAACCUUGGCUUUCACCUUUGCCUCGUUCUAUUUCUGCCUCAGACACUCAGGCAUCCAGGCAGGCAGAUUAUCCACAUUAUCAUGGCGCAGCGAGUAACUGGCCAGCGCUUUCGACAGCGCAAGCUUUCCACAAAGCAGAGCUUGCCAGUAUUGCGAGAGAGCGAAGUUGACGGUCUCGUCGAUGAUGAAGCGCAAAGGCAUGUCCCAAGAGUAGAAACUGGUGUUGAAAAGGCUGAAGAGACUGAACAUCAUCUGCAAGCUGUGAUAUCUGCUUCUGCCGCUGCUGCCGUGGGUGGCAAGGUUGCACAACUUUACAUACCUACUCCUGAUGUUGUGCAGAAUGAGAAGCAGUACGACAAGCUUUAUCCUAAAGCUUUCAAACAGCCUGCAACUUACAUUCGUACCUCCUCGACCGUUGAGGACGGAACGGGAUGUCCAUACACUGCGGACCACAGUGAUUUCGUAUUUCUGAAGGUUGCGAACCAGAGGAACGAAAAGUUGAAAUGCACCGUGGAUGAGUUCGAGAUAUUGAUGAAUUCGUUUGAAGAGACAGCUGCUUCGAAACAGCCUUAUGCUGCUGUCAGUAACGCUCCAGUACUUUCAUAUGACGACGUGGAAGCAGCGAUGAGCGACGAAGUUCCCGAGGAAGCUCGGACAUUCGCCAAAGUGGUAUAUGAGCAUUGGAAGUCAAGGAGGGUAGCGAACGGUAAUCGUUCAUUGUCACCAUCUUUGAAAUUUGAGACCAAUGUAGAAACGGACGACGCAGACCCCUAUGUUUGCUUCAGACGCAGAGAGGUCCGGCAGACACGGAAGACUCGCGGCCGAGAUGCACAAGCCACUGAAAAGUGCAAUACAUUAAGGUGGCAACUUGAGCAGGCUCGAGAUCUCAUGCGCAAGACUGUUAUCAAGGUGCAAACAGAUCAUAAGGCGCUUCUGCUCGAGCGAGACGUGUUCCUGCAAAGGAAGGCCGUCAGGGAGAUGAGACGAACCCUUAACAUUAAAGGCGACGAUGACGACCUCAUCAACCAGAAACCUGCACAGAAGCCCAAGCCCAAGGCCGAGCCGAAUAUGGCACAGCGUGGUGUACCAGGUUUGGGUGUGAAGACGCCCUUGCCACGUGCUGACGGUCGUCCUUUCGACUCCGAUCUUCUUUCCCUGCAAGACCAGAAGGCAAGAAAGAAGGAAUCGAUCACAUCGUUUAUCGAUGACAACUUGAACAAGCAUCAAGAUUGGAACAAGGGAUACGUCGAUAUGACUUGGCGACCAAUAACUCCUCCUUUAGAGCAAUCGUUGAAAUCCACAUUUAGGCCUGCAAUCGUAGUCGCAUUACCGACUCCACCCGCCUCCGAGGAAGGUGAGCCCAUGGACAUUGAUGAGACAACUGUAGGCAAACGUCGUAGAGAUUCUUUUGACGUGCAGUAUGAAACGUCUCGCGUUCCUCCCUGGGAAAAUCCAGAAAAGCGACCUUCAUUUCGGCGUCGUACUGGUCGUGGUGGCCGUGUCAUGAUUGAUCGCCGAGGCAUUCAGCGAGAUCGUGAUAAUGCCAAUGAGUUCUAUGCUCCGAGAGCCUACACUUCCCCGUCUCACAAAGAAAGCAAAUCGCUGUACCCUGGACAGCGGGCACUUAAGCGGUCGUUUGGCGAUCUAGAAAUGUACGAUCGACCUACGGCUAAGCGUCAGAUAAGCGACCAUGAUGCUCAUCGCACAUUCGACCGGUUUAAAUAUGAUAGAGACAGCGACGAGGACGAAGAGCUCUACGUUAUCGAUCCACAUUCGGACUCACAUAUGAAGUACAGAGUCCUCAUGGAGAGGUCAACUUCGACUCUUCAAUUACGAAGAAGUCAAGGCGGACAGCCACCUGGCCAUCAUCGAUCAGCGUCUGGGCAACACUUGAUACCUCCACCAGCCUGAGUAUUCUCUCAACCACCGAUUCCCAUCGUUUACUCGCAGGCGAAUGUAGUUUCGGUGAAGAAGACGAGUUCAAAGUCUCGAUUGCGAAAGGACAACCAGCCGCCUCGUAACUAUCGAUCGGCAUGUGGGCAAC
Molecule: messenger RNA, 2052 nt
Organism: Pseudovirgaria hyperparasitica
Lineage: Eukaryota; Fungi; Ascomycota; Dothideomycetes; Acrospermales; Acrospermaceae
Exons: 3
Coding region: 90-1919 (609 amino acids)
Biological process (GO): regulation of transcription by RNA polymerase II
Cellular component (GO): piccolo histone acetyltransferase complex
Source: RefSeq, a predicted model, not a curated record